UAAAGCUUUAAUUUUUGAAAAUUCCUAAAAAGAGUUAAAACCCCACACUGUAAAAAUACUACAAACAAGAAAAUUAUAACAAAAAGUCUUCACUUUUACUGUUCUACAUCACAUAUAGAUCACUUUCCUCCCCAUUUUCCCUCCUUAAAUACACUCUUUUCCUCCCAUCCAAACACCGCUUCUCUUUAGAUCAAACCCAAGAAAACAAAGCAGUUGAACCCAAAAAUACAUUUAUAAUGGUGAAGCCACAAAAGCCGCCAUCUGGUCGUACAAAUCUAGCUUCGUGUAUUGUAGCAACGGUUUUCUUGAUCUUCCUUGUAAUAAUAGUUCUUAUCGUUUACUUCACCGUUUUCAAACCCCAAGACCCGAAGAUCUCCGUCAACACCGUGCAGCUCCCGUCGUUCUCCGUCGGUAACAACACCGUCAGCUUCACUUUCUCCCAAUACGUCACCGUUAGAAACCCAAACCGGGCCGUUUUCUCUCACUACGACAGCUCCAUCCAGCUGCUUUACUCGGGCUCUCAAGUCGGGUUCAUGUUUAUACCCGCGGGGAAGAUCGAAGCGGGCCGGACCCAGUACAUGGCUGCUACUUUCGCCGUUCAGUCUUUUCCGUUAGCGCCACCGAAUGAGGCAUCGGCGGCGACGAUGCCUAUUACUACGACGACAAUGGGGCCCAUUGGUGUGCCUGGUGGGUUUGGCGGGACUAAUAAUGGGAAUCGAAUCGGACCCACGAUGGAGAUUGAGUCUCGGAUGGAAAUGGGGGGUCGGAUUCGGGUUCUGCAUUUCUUCACCCAUCAUGUGAAGGCUAAAUCUGGGUGCAGAGUCACCAUUGCAGUGACUGAUGGGUCUGUUUUAGGUUUUCACUGCUAAUUUUUUUAUUGUUCUUUUUGCCCACAUUUCGUUCAUGUAACUUUAGACUAAUUAGCUUUUUUCUUUAAAAGUUUUUAGUUUUUGAAGCUCUGGGUAUUAAAUUUUGUAUACCCAAUUUGUCGAAAGAAGUGUAAAAAUUAGUGCUUUUUUUUUUUCUUUCAUUGCAAGUAAGCUCUUUUAAGGAUUAGAAAAAAUUCCAAGUUUAGCGCUUAA
Molecule: messenger RNA, 1082 nt
Organism: Gossypium raimondii (Peruvian cotton)
Lineage: Eukaryota; Viridiplantae; Streptophyta; Magnoliopsida; Malvales; Malvaceae
Exons: 1
Coding region: 237-869 (210 amino acids)
Source: RefSeq, a predicted model, not a curated record